AUGACACUAAUCAUACACACGUCCCUCCUCCUAACAUUUCUCAUCCUACUUCACCCCCUACUUACCACACUCAACCCAAACCAACUAAACUCCAACAUGGCAGAAACCACUAAAACUGCCAUCAGCUCCGCAUUCUUCAUCAGUCUCCUACCACUUAUAAUUUUCUUAGCCCAAGGAACAGAAAGCAUCGUAACAAACUGACAAUGAAUAAACACCCAAACAUUUGACGUAAAUAUCAGCUUUAAAUUCGACCAUUACUCCCUAAUCUUUAUCCCAAUCGCCUUAUAUGUCACCUGAUCGAUCCUUGAAUUCUCACUAUGGUAUAUACACUCCGACCCCAACAUCAACCGAUUCUUUAAGUACUUACUCGUAUUUCUAGUAGCCAUAAUUAUUUUAGUCUCAGCUAACAACAUCUUCCAACUAUUUAUUGGUUGAGAAGGAGUGGGAAUCAUAUCAUUCCUGCUCAUCGGAUGAUGAUACGGACGAGCAGAUGCUAAUACAGCAGCCCUCCAAGCCGUUAUCUACAACCGAGUAGGAGACAUCGGAUUAAUUAUAACCAUAGCUUGACUUGCAAUAAACAUUAACUCCUGAGAAAUCCAACAAAUCCUAACACUAUCAAAAGAUUUUAAUAUAACACUUCCCCUAAUCGGCCUAAUCCUGGCAGCAACAGGAAAAUCUGCCCAGUUCGGCCUCCAUCCCUGACUCCCAGCCGCCAUAGAGGGCCCUACCCCAGUGUCUGCCCUACUACACUCCAGCACCAUAGUCGUUGCAGGAGUGUUCCUUCUGAUCCGAUUCCACCCCCUCAUAGAAAACAAUCAACUAGCCCUGACAAUUUGUCUAUGCCUUGGAGCAUUAACCUCACUAUUCGCAGCCACAUGCGCCCUCACCCAAAACGACAUCAAGAAAAUUGUAGCUUUUUCAACAUCAAGCCAACUAGGCCUAAUGAUGGUCGCAAUCGGACUAAACCAACCCCAACUAGCAUUCCUACACAUCUGUACCCACGCCUUCUUCAAAGCCAUAUUAUUCCUGUGCUCAGGAUCAAUUAUUCACAGCCUAAACGACGAACAAGACAUCCGAAAAAUAGGGGGCCUACUUAAUACUAUGCCCGCCACCUCUACUUACUUUACAAUCGGCAGCCUGGCCCUCACAGGAACCCCCUUUCUAGCAGGAUUCUUCUCAAAAGACGCAAUCAUUGAAGCCCUAAGUACCUCUUACCUUAACGCCUGAGCCCUAACCCUAACACUAAUUGCCACAUCAUUCACCGCAGUAUAUAGCUUCCGUCUGGUAUACUUCGUAAUCAUAGGGGCCCCACGAUUUCUUCCCCUGUGCCCAGUUAACGAAAAUAACCCACUAGUAAUCAACCCCCUUAAACGACUUGCCUGAGGAAGUAUCAUUGCAGGACUUAUUAUUACCCAAAACCUUCUACCAGUAAAAACACCAGUCAUAACAAUACCAACCGCCCUAAAAAUAGUAGCCCUCAUCGUAACAAUCGCAGGCCUACUAACAGCCAUAGAACUGACCAACAUGACAAGCAAACAAAUGAAAAUUACCCCAACAAUUCCCACACACCACUUCUCAAAUAUACUAGGAUUCUUCCCCAUAACUGUACACCGACUUAUUCCAAAACUCAAACUCACCUUAGGACAGGCAGCCGCCACCCAACUUGACAAAACAUGGCUUGAAGCGAUUGGACCAAAAGGCCUAGCACUAACACAAAAAAGCAUGGCAAAAACCACAAAUAAUAUUUCACGGGGAAUAAUCAAAACAUACCUGACCAUCUUCCUCCUAACCCUAACCCUAGCCACCAUCUUAGCCCUCCUUUAA
Molecule: messenger RNA, 1824 nt
Organism: Onychostoma macrolepis
Lineage: Eukaryota; Metazoa; Chordata; Actinopteri; Cypriniformes; Cyprinidae
Source: the annotation of a RefSeq genome assembly